GUAUUGAUAGGAGAUAGCAUAAAUAUCCGGCAAAUAAUAUAAUAUUACAUUUGACUAUUAGCAAUUGCAAAUUAGAAAGUGGAAACUGGAACAGUUAUUGCACUUUGCGCCCAAAUAUUUUGUUGGCAACACGUCUAUAUGUUCAACGGCAGCACGUGGCUACACGCGCCGACUCCGUUUUGUGGUAUUUCCGGCCCCAUCCUUCAUCCAACGCCGUCAAAACUCGCCGGCGGUGACUUCUCGAUGUCCUCUUCCGCCCGAAUCGCCGUCGUCGGCGACGUCCAUGAUGAUUGGAACCUAGAAGAAGAUAGGAAGGCUCUUCAAUUCUUGAAGCCUGAUUUGGUGCUCUUCACAGGGGAUUUUGGGAAUGAAAACGUGGAUCUUGUCCGAAGCAUUGCAGAUUUGGAGAUGACUAAAGCUGUUAUUCUGGGGAACCAUGAUGCAUGGAAUACUCAAAAAUUUUCUGGAAGGGAAAAAGAUGCUGUUCAACUUCAGCUGGAAUGCUUGUAAUGGUCAGUCUUGGCGAUGAGCAUGUUGGUUACCGUCGAAUGGAUCUCCCUAUGCUUAAACUCAGUGUUGUUGGUGGGCGGCCUUUUUCUUGUGGUGGUAGGCCCUUAUUUCGGAAACAGCUUCUGAAAGCCAGGUAUGGAGUCCAUGAUAUGGAUAAGAGCGCUGAGAGAAUCUUACAAGCUGCCAUGGGCACUCCAGAGGAUCAUUCAAUUAUAUUUCUUGCUCAUAAUGGUCCCACUGGGCUAGGCGCUAAAAUAGAUGACAUCUGCGGAAGAGACUGGUUUAUUGGAGGCGGCGACCAUGGUGAUCCAGAUCUAGCGCAGGCCUUGGCCCAAUUAAAAGAGGCUGCUCCAUAUUCGGUCCCAUUGGUCAUUUUCGGUCACAUGCAUAAACAACUUGCUUUAGGAAAUGGCUAUCGUAAAAUGAUAGUGGUUGGAAAUGAUAGUACCAUAUACUUGAAUGGAGCUAUUGUUCCCCGGGUAAGACCCCCAGCUUUGACAGCUGAAUCCGAAGGCACAUCGCGAGCUUUCACCAUCGCAGAAAUUUCAAACGGAAGAGUGGAGAAAAUAGCAGAAAAUUGGAUUUCUGUCAUCGGAGACAAAACAAGAUUAGAGGAGGAACAUAUACUGUUUAAUACUCCAAGCAGAGGUUCUGUCACUGCCUCUCCUUUGUAGAUGAACAACACAGUGUGAAUACGUAUACGAAUGAAUUCGUACAUGAUCAUCAUUUUGUUUGGCGUGUGUAUAAUGCAAACUUGAUCCCGGCCACCAUGUGCAGUCCAGAAUACUAAUCUGAUUGCUUCUCUGGAAAGGAAAGCUUCAUGUGAUCAUUUGCUAUUCAAAAGUCACUUUAUAUGUACUGUCUUGAAGCUUACAUUUUGUGCCAUGAUAAACACAAUAUCACACUAUCACGUUGCGCGCUUCUGUCCAACAAACUCUGUAGCUGGAGGAGAGGGAGACGUUGACACACUACCCUCGACGAAGAGCAUUGGGUUGUUGCAGGUCGGAUUUUAUUUUAAAUUUUGUUAUGAACUGUUUAUAAUGCUACAUCAGCUUUUGGUAGCCAGAACUUGGACAAAUCCGGCCAAGGGACUCUUGGUGUGAUAUGUGUAUAGAAAAGUGACUUUUGUGUUACAAAAUAAAAAUGACUUCACUAUAUAAUUUUCAAUA
This is a messenger RNA of Nicotiana attenuata, 1679 nucleotides long. RefSeq lists its product as uncharacterized. The record is from RefSeq and is a predicted model, not a curated record. The transcript is spliced from 9 exons. The coding region runs from base 444 to 1184 and encodes 246 amino acids. Gene Ontology annotation, molecular function: hydrolase activity. NCBI's taxonomy places the organism in Eukaryota, Viridiplantae, Streptophyta, Magnoliopsida, Solanales, Solanaceae.